GUUUCUCUUCUUUAUACUGGUGUUGGUGAGGUCAACCAACAAGCCCAUUUACAAAAGUCAAUGUCACUACCCAAACAAAGCCAUGCCAUCAGCGGGGGUGCUGCCCUGGCUUCAAGGUUUGAUGUGUAACAUCGAAAAUCCCUGUUUGAACUAUCCAACGCCGGGGGAGACACCAGGCCAAGUCAAUAACUUCAACAACUCCAUAAUCGCGGGGAUCUUGAUCGAACUACAGACCAGUUUGGUAAACAAGUCAGUUCUGAGUAACGCCCGGCUGCUGAUGAACGAUGUAAACCAGUGGUCUUCUGUCCUGUCCCUGUCCAACCCUGGCAGUGUCACCAUGAGGAGCGUUCUGACGGACAACCAAACUUUCACCACGUAUCUGACUCGGAAUUUAUCAGUUUCACCAACCGUUGUCCAAAGCCUCAUGAAUGCUCAGCUUCAGCUCACUCCAAUGAUGGGCAUCCCGAGGCCAGACAACAUGAGGAGCAUCCUGUGUGAGGGGACAAACCUGGACAAGUAUGUCCAAUUUAGCAGCCAAACGGAGAGGGAGGCUUUUCAGAACGUCAGCUGCUCCCUCACUCAACAGCAGCUGAUUAACGCCCAGCAAGUCUUCCUGCAGAACCUGGAUGGGAGGAAAGUGUUUUCUGGG
Messenger RNA from Austrofundulus limnaeus, 649 nucleotides. Its product is annotated as retinal-specific ATP-binding cassette transporter. Lineage: Eukaryota; Metazoa; Chordata; Actinopteri; Cyprinodontiformes; Rivulidae. The record is from RefSeq and is a predicted model, not a curated record.